This is a messenger RNA of Microstroma glucosiphilum, 946 nucleotides long. RefSeq lists its product as hypothetical. The coding region runs from base 113 to 781 and encodes 222 amino acids. Gene Ontology annotation, cellular component: endoplasmic reticulum membrane. The transcript is spliced from 2 exons. NCBI's taxonomy places the organism in Eukaryota, Fungi, Basidiomycota, Exobasidiomycetes, Microstromatales, Microstromataceae. Gene Ontology annotation, biological process: endoplasmic reticulum to Golgi vesicle-mediated transport. The record is from RefSeq and is a predicted model, not a curated record.
ACCUCUCCUUCUUCCGGCAUACCCAUCACCCCUUCAUCUAUCAUCAGAGGGAUCGCAUCUCGCAGACCGUGGAUACUUGGCGCUCCCUCACCGCUGCAUAUCUUCAUUCGUCAUGGGUUUCCGGACUGGUGCUGUCCUGACCUCGGUCGCUUUCCUCUACGGCGUGCUGUUCGUUGCUUCCGUCUACGACUUCCCGCUCAUCUAUGGAGAAUUCACAGAUGAGAAGGGCCUGAUUGCCGAGAAGUUCUACCUAUCGGUCUUCCAGGGACCUAGAGCCGUCUCGGCUCUGCUGCACGGUAUGAUGCUCCUGGGUGUCCUUGGCUGCUCUGCUAAGCUUCACGCUUGGAGCGAGCUGGCCAAGUACUUUGAUGGCUCCAGUCUGGCCCUCCUGGUUGGGGCCAUUUGCAUGUAUGCAGCCGUCAUCGUUCCUAACUUGCGUCUACUUGCGGACCCUGCCAACGUCAACCUCCUCAACAAUUCGUCCAUUAGGACUGAGCGAGACCAAUUCAUCAAGAACCAAGGAGGGACACCGCCUGGACUCUACACAGAACCCCUCACCAACGAUGAGCGAUUCUCGGCCUUGAUGAUUAUUGGCGCUACCAACACCAUCAACAUGGUUCUUCUGGCUGGCGUGGUUCUGCUGCAGGCAGUAGCAAGCUACAUAGAGGCGGAGGAGAAGAAGGAGGCUCAGAAGCAGCGGGUUGAAGCAGCUGAGGCGCUGAGGCAGCAGAUCAAGGGCAAGGCCGCUGUGGACGCGCCUGAGACCAAGAAGGACAAGUGAGGGUGAUGCUGUGGGGCAGGAAGGCGGGGUCAAGGUGCAAGGCCUUGUUGGUGCUAGUGCGAUUCUAGGGUGCUAUGACUGCUGUGCUUCAUUCCAAUUGUCGGGUUCAUGUUUGGUACUUUGGCAUUGUGACAGUAAUCUAUGAUACAACAUGUUAAUUGGUAU